Molecule: messenger RNA, 1712 nt
Organism: Phaedon cochleariae (mustard beetle)
Lineage: Eukaryota; Metazoa; Arthropoda; Insecta; Coleoptera; Chrysomelidae
Source: the annotation of a GenBank genome assembly
AUGAUAUAUGACUUGAAUAAACCAGUAGUCAUCCAGGACACGAUACAUAUUAUAACGAAAUUAAAAACACGAUUUCUCAAGCCAGGCGUUGUCUUACCUAUGGGUAGUUAUUUCGUAUCCUCUACCCAUAUUGAACAGCUCAUGAAACUUUUUUCCAAAGAUCAGCAUUUCUUAACGACUGGAGACUUGCAAAGUAUGGACAAAAUGAACUUUGAAGCUGCUAAUAAGCUUUGUUCAAAUAGUGUGAUUAAUCUACUGCGAGGUCUACUGAAAGACAUCGAGGGAAGUGAGGCAACUGCCCAAUAUUUAUUGAUGCAAAGAAGAAUAUUGGAGGCCUUUGUCGAGAAAAAUAUGGAAAUCAAUACCAGAAUAUACAACAUGUGGUAUUCAAUUUUAUUUUUGAGAGUGUGGCGACAAUGGCUCUCCAGAAAUAAUUAUAGUAUGGAGAAAAAUUUCAUCAGCCAAAAUGCCUACACUUGCAUUGAACUAAAUGGUCAUGGACUGAUACUGUUGACUCAAAAAUUAAAACAAGAGGCGUCAUCAUUCUUACCAUGGUAUUUUUCAAGCCAACCAUGUGAAAAAAUUUUUCGGCAGACACGAUCUAUGACCAGUACAUUUUCAACAAUAGUUAAUUUUUCAUUGACAGAUAUAUUGGGACGGUUGAGCAGAAUACAAACUCUCAACGAAAUCAGCACAGACCUAGGGUCAACGUAUUGUUUUCCCAAGGAGCAAAAUAUCAAGUUGGGAAAGAGUAAUUUGUUAACACUAUGGACAGGAUCAAUGCCAGCACAGGAAGAAAUAUCAAAAAUUUUAGAGAAAGCCUCGGAGAAAGCUAAAGAUGAUGCGAAUAAUGACGCCAAGAAACUAGGAAUUAUUGCUGAUGAUAAUGACUUCUCCAUUCUGAAUAUGCCAGUUUUACACAGUGGAAAAAGUGAUGAUAUCGUUCAAGAUGAAGACAUAAAUCAGGACAUCAAUUACGAAGAAAUUGCGGCUGAUCCGGAACGUGAUCAUAUAGAAAAAGAACUCAAUACUUUGUCAUCAUUGGGCACAAUUAAUUUGAAAGAUAAUGUGAACCAAGUGAAAUGUGGACAAGAAUCCAAAUUUCUGAGAGUUCUCGUUAAUGGAAAAAUGAUGACGUUAAGAAAAUCAACAUUAUGUUGGCUUUUUAGCGACAAAAGUGGGAGGCUUUCGUCAGACAGAAUCAUGAGAGUAAGAGGUAUGUCUGCAUCCAAUUAUAAAAAGGAAAAUGUUAAAAAGAUUCAGACUCCACGUUCACGUUCUAAAGAUUUCAAUAAGAACUGCCGCGAUGCUGUCGUGGAUCUAAAUUGUGAUUCAAACUCAGAAGACACGACCGAUGAAGAAGACUAUAGUAUCCAAAACAGCAGUGAAGGUCCUGAAGAUUUCGAGAAAUCCUCAGAUUCUGAAUCGGUCAUGGAAAUAACCAUUAAAGAAGAGGAGUACUACGCCGUUUACUACGAUCUAAGGUGGUACUUAGGAAGGGUUAUUUCCGUGGAGGAACAUUUUUGUGAAGUUAAAUUUUUGAAGGAAGACAUGGGUGAAUUUCAUUGGCCGAAGAAGGAUGACAAACAGAGGGUUGAGAGAAACUAUUCUUCAGUCCUCUGAAACUAAUUGGAUGCAACCCAUUUGAGAUAAGAAGAAGUGAUAGACUGAAAAUUAAUGAAAAAUAUAAAAAUUUCAAACGAUCGGAAUGA